Molecule: messenger RNA, 840 nt
Organism: Trichoderma aggressivum f. europaeum
Lineage: Eukaryota; Fungi; Ascomycota; Sordariomycetes; Hypocreales; Hypocreaceae
Exons: 6
Coding region: 1-840 (279 amino acids)
Source: RefSeq, a predicted model, not a curated record
AUGCUCAACGGAAAGUCGGCCGCUGGAGGAGCAGAGCUCCUUGCCCAGCGAUGGUUCGACAAUCACCACAUCCUCGUCGGUCGAGGGUAUUCCACCACAUGGUUCGACUCUCAAUGGGUGUGUGUCCGGCGCAGCAACGAGAAGCCUGUAUGGGUUCAAUGUGGUGACAGCUGGGAAAUAAUUCCACUUUUGACACAGGUUAAGCAGUCUCCUCAAGGCUCCAAGUUUUCCCUGAAGGCCUCUGUGAUCCAAAAUAUGUCCCCUGCAAAGAGGAUGGAUGGCAUUUUGGAAAACACAAAACACUUCAAGGCGCUGGUUUACCAAGGAGUGAAGCAUACAGAGGAUUACAUCUAUCGGGUUGUACCAGCCAGCAUGGAACUGCCCACCGCUAACAUAAAAGCCUCUGCCUCCUGGGAACAUUCAAGGACGAGAUCGAAUGAAGACGGCCACGGAAACAUCUCAAAGGACAAGUCUUGGUGGUCUGUUGAGCCGGCUCACAGAAAAGUAGACCAUGUCACAAAGCACUCGUCAAACGGGAUACCCCUGAAUACUCUCCCCUAUCUUUCUGUAUCCACGCACCAGCCUGCUGCAUCCUUUGUUUCCAAGCAUCCUGUUGUGCUACAGUCACUCAUCCCACGUCUUAGCGAGGCCGAGGACCUCUUUGUGAACGAUAUCCACGAUGAUAUUCUUGCCCUUACUAUCCACCCAUGGGAACCCACGGAGCCUCUUCACCCUUGCCUUUGCUCAUACUAUUUAAUGAGGAAACAUCUUCGUCUAAUACAUCUUGCCAGACUUGACCAAUCCCUUGAGCCAUCUCCAAGCCCGAGCUUGCAAUACUAA